Chelonoidis abingdonii (Abingdon island giant tortoise) is the source of this 317-nucleotide messenger RNA. Lineage: Eukaryota; Metazoa; Chordata; Testudines; Testudinidae. The record is from RefSeq and is a predicted model, not a curated record.
GUUUUCAGAUUUAGGAGAAGUGAUUGUGCAGAAUGGCUAGGACCAAGCAGACCGCUCGUAAGUCUACUGGUGGCAAAGCCCCUCGCAAACAAUUGGCCACUAAAGCUGCUCGGAAGAGCGCGCCUGCCACUGGGGGAGUGAAAAAGCCCCAUCGUUAUCGCCCCGGCACUGUAGCCCUGCGAGAGAUCCGCCGCUACCAGAAAUCUACUGAGCUGCUCAUCCGCAAGCUGCCCUUCCAGCGCCUGGUGCGUGAAAUCGCCCAGGAUUUCAAGACCGAUUUGCGCUUCCAGAGCUCGGCCGUUAUGGCUCUGCAGGAG